Molecule: messenger RNA, 726 nt
Organism: Telopea speciosissima
Lineage: Eukaryota; Viridiplantae; Streptophyta; Magnoliopsida; Proteales; Proteaceae
Product: ethylene-responsive transcription factor ERF084-like
Exons: 1
Coding region: 1-726 (241 amino acids)
Biological process (GO): regulation of DNA-templated transcription
Molecular function (GO): DNA binding; DNA-binding transcription factor activity
Source: RefSeq, a predicted model, not a curated record
AUGAUGAACAACAACGAAGUUCCUGAAUUAUUUGGGUUUGUGAAGGAAGCGUCAUCGUUCUCUCCUCAAUCUCUGGCUUUGCCUUUGUAUUCGGAGUUCAAGUACCCAUCUGACAAGGAGAAUGAACCUGCUCUUGAAGGAAUCGCUGCUGUUGUCGGCCGACACGUUCUUUUCGGGACCGAUAAAUCAGUUACCAUUUCGUCUUCGCAGCAUUUCGGGGCUGAUUCAGUGAAGAAAAGUUACAGAGGGGUGAGGAAGAGGCCGUGGGGUCGGUGGUCGGCUGAGAUUCGUGACCGUGUAGGGCGGUGUCGGCACUGGCUUGGCACGUUCGAUACGGCUGAAGAGGCGGCGAGGGCUUACGAUGCGGCGGCGAGGAGACUCAGGGGGUCUAAGGCUAGGACUAAUUUUGAGAUCCCUUCUCUGUUGCCGGACUUUUCUCCAUCAUCGUCGUCGUCGUCUUCAUCCUCUGGUUCUUCGUCGCCUUUGGGUAAGAGGAAGUCAGGUUCAGGUAGUAAGGGAAAGGCUAGGUCUAGCCGGUGUAAGAGUAACAGAGCAUGUGCCGUGGUCACCUCUGUGGCUCAUCUUUUCAGUUCCAUUGACACUGCCACUGCUACUGUGAGUGAUGAAGGAAGAAAUCUUGGUAAGGUAGAGUUGGAUUUGGGGUUAGGUGUGGGUUUCUCGAAUAUCAAGGCAGGAACUUGUGCUAUUACUGCUACUUGGAUCUAG